AUGAGCCCCAUUAUAGGGUACCUUGAUGGCGCUGACAUUGGUGUCAUUGUAGCUUACUUUGUUAUUGUGUUCGCCGUUGGUAUUUGGUCUUCACUGAGGAAUCGUGGCUCAGUUGGCGGCUACUUCCUGGCUGGCCGCUCCAUGACUUGGAUUCCAGUCGGCGCCUCUUUGUUUGCCAGCAACAUUGGUUCCGGUCACUUCAUUGGUCUCGCCGGUUCGGGGGCUUCUUCAGGAAUCGGCAUAGCUGUGUUCGAGUACAACGCUGCUAUCACACUGGGGUUCUUGGGGUGGCUCUUUUUGCCUGUCUAUGUUGCUUCUGGAAUCUUAACAAUGCCCGAAUACCUGCGGCAUCGUUUCGGUGGUCAACGUAUUCGUGUCUAUCUCGCCGUCAUUGCUCUCCUCCUCUAUAUCUUCACCAAAAUUUCUGCUGAUCUAUACGCUGGUGCUGUGUUCAUUCAACAAGCUAUGGAGAUUUCUAUCUAUCCUGCUGCCAUUAUUCUUCUCGUCAUUGCAGCCCUUUUCACUAUUAUGGGUGGCUUAACGGCUGUCAUUUGGACAGAUUUCGCCCAAGUUCUUAUCAUGAUUGCUGGUGCUUUGUAUCUCUCAAUCCGAAGUUUCCAAGUGACUGGUGGGUUUGACAGUUUGGUGGUGAACUAUUUUAAUGCUAUUCCAAACACAACAAGGGCAUACAGAAGUACUACUUUCUCUACGUCAAACAAUGUCGCCGGCUAUUCACCUGAUCUCUACGGCACUGAUACCGAUCGUAACAUAAUUCUCCUGGCUGCAAAUCCAGAGGGCCAAUCUCUUGGUGUCUUUGCUGAAUGCAGUAUUCCUCCAUCGGACGCAUUGCAAUUCUUCAAGUCUAUUAACAGCAAGGAUUUGCCAUGGGUCGGAGCCAUAUUUGGUCUAACAAUCAAUGCCACCUGGUAUUGGUGUACCGAUCAAGUCAUCGUCCAACGUUGUCUCGCCGCCAAGAACAUGGUUCAUGCCAAAGCUGGAAUUGUCCUCGCCAUGUUCAUCAAGAUGUUGCCUCUCUGGCUUAUGGUUAUUCCUGGAAUGGCUGCUCGAAUCCUCUUUGCUGAUACUGUGGCCUGUGGAGAUGCAAACCUCUGUGAAAAAAUCUGCAGUAAGGUUGCUGGAUGUACAGAUAUCGCCUAUCCAUCAUUGGUUUUGAAUUUGCUACCCUCUGGAGCUCGAGGUCUCAUGCUUUCGGUCAUGAUGGCCUCAUUGGUCUCCAGUUUGACGUCCAUUUUCAAUUCCUCCUCCACCAUUUUCACUGUGGAUAUUUGGAGACUCAUCCGCCCUCAUUGCAAAGAUGCGGAGCUUAUGAUUGUUGGACGUGUGGUUGUUCUUAUACUGGUCGCAAUAAGCUUAGCUUGGAUUCCGAUUGUUCAGCUGAGUGAUGAACUAUUCAACUACAUCCAGUCAGUCACGGGUUACUUGGCGCCUCCCAUUUGCGCUACCUACGUCUUCGCCGUCUUUUGGCAUCGCACCAAUGAGAUUGGUGUAUUCUGCGCUCUGAUCAUCGGUCUCAUAAUCGGUGUGAUACGAUUCGCUUGGGAGAUCUCAUACGGCGCUUCUCCAUGCGGUGAAGUGAUCACAAACCCACCCUAUUUCCUCGUCACCAUGCAUUACCUCCACUUCUCUAUUCUCCUCUUUUUCAUCUCCUCAGUUGUAAUUGUUGUAGCAACUUUGGUUACACCUCCACUUCCUCCAAGCUACUCCAUUACAACGGUGACCGAACUGUUAAUGCUCCUCUCAUUCGUCCAGACUCGACGACUUAUUUUCUCUGACCGCCAUUCUCCCUUCGAUCCCGAGUUGGAUGCUCCAAAGGUGACCAUCGUGAGUGAGGAGGAGAAGGCGGAAUGGCUAGCUGAGGGUGAGGAGAUGAAGCCAGUGCUGCCCUGGUAUAAGAAGGCGAUCAAUUGGAUGUGCGGUAUUGAGACUAUGCAAGAUCGACGCGAACCCGUCUUUACGGAGGAGGAGGCUGAGGAGUUGAUUGAAAUGAAGAAACGCGAGACUAGCAUUGAAGAAGAUCCCAAACAAAGGCUUCUUGUCAACACAGCCGCCUGUACUGCUGUCAUUAUUACCAUCUUCAUAUGGGCCUUCUUUGCCUAA
Hydatigera taeniaeformis is the source of this 2118-nucleotide messenger RNA. NCBI's taxonomy places the organism in Eukaryota, Metazoa, Platyhelminthes, Cestoda, Cyclophyllidea, Taeniidae. The record is from the annotation of a GenBank genome assembly.